GCCAGCACCAAAAUGCCUCUCGUACGAUCCCUCUCGGUCACUUCUCUCAAUGGGCUCCCCCAGUGGGAAGAUGAGGACCUCCCGGUGGAGGAUUUAUUACUCUUUGAAGUGGCUUGGGAAGUCACUAAUAAAGUUGGUGGCAUCUACACUGUGAUCCAGACCAAAGCCAAAAUCACACUAGAUGAAUGGGGAGAGAACUACUUCCUCAUUGGCCCUUAUUUCGAGCACAAUGUGAAGACCCAGGUCGAAGUCUGUGAGCCUCCCAACGCAGUGGUGAAGAAGGCCAUGGAUACCAUGAGGGGCAAUGGGUGUCAGGUGUAUUUUGGCAGGUGGCUGAUAGAAGGGAGCCCGUAUGUGGUGCUGUUCGACAUAGGCUCGGCCGCGUGGAAUCUGGACAAAUGGAAAGGGGAAUUCUGGGAUGCAAGCCACAUUGGAAUCCCUUACCAUGACCGAGAAGCAAACGAUGCGCUCAUCUUUGGGUCGUUAACUGCUUGGUUCUUGAAAGAGCUCUCUGAUCAGCUUGAAGACAAGCCCAGCAUCAUUGCUCACUUCCACGAAUGGCAAGCAGGACCUGGGCUCAUCCUCUCCCGAUUCAGGAAGCUGCCUGUCGCAACCAUCUUCACAACUCAUGCCACGCUGCUGGGGAGGUACCUGUGUGCAGCAAGUAUAGACUUCUACAAUCACCUGGACCAGUUUGACAUAGAUAAAGAAGCAGGUGAGAGGCAGAUAUACCACCGGUACUGCAUGGAACGGGCGUCAGUACAUUGUGCCCACGUCUUCACCACGGUCUCUCAGAUAACUGCCAUAGAAGCAGAACACAUGCUCAAGAGAAAAACUGACGUCGUCACUCCAAAUGGCCUGAACAUUAAGAAAUUCUCAGCCAUGCAUGAAUUCCAGAAUCUGCAUGCCACCUGCAAGGCCAGGAUCCAAGAGUUUGUUCGAGGCCAUUUCUACGGCCAUCUUGAUUUCAACCUUGAAAGGACCUUGUUUUUCUUCAUUGCUGGGAGGUACGAGUUUUCCAACAAAGGAGCAGACAUGUUUUUAGAAGCUUUAUCAAGGUUAAACUUCUUAUUGAGGGUGCACAGGAGUGAUGUCACGGUCGUUGUAUUCUUCAUAAUGCCAGCAAGCACCAACAACUUCAACGUGGAAACCCUGAAAGGCCAGGCAGUCCGGAAGCAGCUAUGGGACACUGCACAUUCUAUGAAGGAAAAAUUUGGGAAGAAGCUUUAUGAAGCACUAUUAAGAGGAGAAAUUCCGGAUAUGAAUAAGAUCCUGGAUCGUGAUGAUCUGACCAUAAUGAAACGGGCCAUCUAUUCUACGCAGCGACACAGCCUCCCACCUGUGACAACCCACAACAUGAUUGAUGAUUCCAGUGACCCCAUCCUCAGCACCAUCAGACGGAUCGGCCUUUUCAACAACCGGACGGACCGAGUUAAGGUGAUCUUACACCCUGAAUUCCUUUCUUCCACAAGUCCAUUAUUGCCAAUGGAUUAUGAAGAGUUUGUCAGAGGUUGCCAUCUUGGGGUAUUCCCGUCCUACUAUGAGCCCUGGGGUUACACUCCUGCGGAAUGCACCGUCAUGGGCAUUCCCAGUGUGACCACGAACCUCUCUGGAUUUGGCUGCUUCAUGCAGGAGCAUGUGGCAGACCCCGCUGCCUAUGGUAUUUACAUCGUGGACAGGAGAUUCCGCUCUCCAGAUGAGUCUUGCAAUCAGUUGACGCAGUUCCUGUAUGGAUUCUGCCAGCAGUCACGUCGGCAAAGAAUCGUCCAGAGAAACCGAACAGAGAGGCUCUCGGAUUUACUAGACUGGAGAUACCUAGGAAGGUAUUAUAUGCAUGCCAGGCACUUGGCUCUGAGCCGAACAUUUCCUGAAAAGUUUGAGAUGGAACCAAAUGCUCCACCAAAGACUGAAGGAUUUAGGUACCCACGCCCUUCAUCGGUGCCUCCAUCACCCUCUGUUUCUCAGCACAACAGCCCCCAUCAAAGCGACGAGGAGGUCGAAGACGAGGAUGAGAGAUAUGAUGAGGAUGAAGAGGCAGAGAGGGAUAGGCAGAACAUAAAGUCGCCUUUCUCCCUCAGCACUGUGCCACAUGGAAAAAAGAAGCAGCAUGGAGAAUACAGGAACUGACUGACUCCAUUGGCUCAUGGCCUCGCAUGGGUGCCACCCCUUCCAUCGUACCUGUGUCACCUUAAAGGUCAAAUGGCUGCAACAUGACUUUAGGGGAGCUAAAUUUCUGAAAUACCAUUUUUCUUCUCCUUUUAUAAAUAGGUCUCAUGGUAUAUUUUUCCUGCCCUCCCUUUUCUGGAGGGAGAAGAAGAACCUUAGCAGCAUAUAUUAAACAUUAGGACUGUAUGCUGGCUUUUAUAUUUGAGCCCCAUAUUUGGCAGGGUUAUAGGGAAAGAAAACCACAGCUGCUAGAGUCACUACUAAGCUUGUCACUUUAGAAUUUUGCAUAUGCAAGUAUUUUGUGUAUGCAAGUGCAUUUGGUUUGUAUUCUGCAAGCACAGAUGUGCUCCUGUCCGCCACUACAAGUUCCUCUUCUGCCAGUUCAAAGCUUGUCCAAAUAUCUUUUGCUAGUCAGCUAGACUUCAAGCAUGAGACCAAAAAAGGCCCCAUAUUUAGACUCCUUGUAAGCAGGAUAUAUUGAAUUGCAAAUCAACUUUCGGUCAGUUGUGGAAGUCCCUUAAACAUUUUGAUACCUCCACUUGUGAAUAAUAUGUAGGUAGCAGGGUUAUAGCUGCUACUAAAAACGAUGUUUUUCUUGGCAAAUGGGCAAAACCAGUGUGCUCUCCUACAUUGUUUUUUUUUAAGACAGCAUUCUAAAAAUAUAGAUAGAAAAAGCAAAACUGAAAAUAUUGGCCAACAUCCUGGGACCUUUCUCACAAUCAUGGCUUCCAGGCAUGCAGGGAGGAAAUCUCAUGCAGGGAGGAAGGCUGCUGAAACUUACAUCCCUCGCAGAUGAUCAGUGGGUUUGUGCUGACUGUGCCCAGCACGGACAUAGAGUGCCCAGACAGAUGCCAGCUGCCCCAACAGCGCGGAGAGUCGGGGGCCGGGACGUAUUGUGUGCGGUGCAAGUGUGCAGAGAAUUUUGGGGGUUGUGUUGGCACUGGCCGGGAGGCUGCUCCUGUGUCAGCACCAUGCGGCGCUGACACACAAGCUUUUAGCUUGGGUUAAGGGCGCACUUGGACUCUUAACUUCAGCUAACAGGUGGGCCUCUUGGGCGGGUUUGCCACUGAGGCACCGCUGGCAGCCACACAGCCGCUGGCUGUUGUCAUGCACAGCCAAACCCGGGCUUAGCUGCCUUCACCCAGCCUUGGCUGUGCAUAAGAACAGCCUUCCUGACUGAAUUAAGUCUUAUUUAAAUUUAGUAGUCCUUUCGAGCAGUGUUUCCCAAUCCUUUUCAUCCUGAUGCACUCUUACAUUUCUUUUAAAAAAUGUACACAAUGUCCCCCUCCCGCACAACACAUAUCUUCAUUUUUUGAGGCAGAAAACAUGCCACUCAAAUUUUGUUUGUUUACUUUAGCUUCCUCCUCUUUAUUCUUACAUAAUAUUAAAAUUCUUAUUAAUAGGCAUCCCUCACAUACUCCUUGGGCUGAUUCACCUCAUAAUGCACCAGGAAAGAUGCAUCAAGUGCAUAAGGGAGCGAACCAACUCCAAAAGCAGGGAGUUUAAACUUGAUCCCUUAUGGACUGGGAAAGACAUGUGCAUUGUGGGACAAGUCAGUCUCAAAAGUGUGAAGUUUAAACUCCCCACUUUUGGAGCUUACUCAGAGCUUCAGCAUGGCACACUGGAUGGGAAACACUCUAGUGCUUUAGAGUAACUUUUUAGUAGUACUAUGUACUACUAGUAGUACUAUGUAGUAACUAUGGAGUAACUUAGGGUGUCAACCACUGAAAGCAAAAACCAAAUCCAGCCCACGUAGAAAACAUAAUCGAUAAGCUUCCCUCUCACCCAGGAUCCCAGACUUUGAAGAGUAGAUCUUUGUCUCUAGUUACAUACCCUUAAUUUUUUAUCAUAAACCCUUAGCAGAUAUGUCAUCGUCUAAGAGGGAACAAUCAUCAUUCUGUCCCGCAUUCCAAGCUCCACCUUCCAAUUCUCCUUCAGGACAGAUACAGGAUAUUUGUAAAAUCGCUCAAAUCUUAUAUGGACAUGCAACUUAAUUUCCUUUGUCAUCUGGGAAAUGUUUAAAAUCUCAGUGUUACAAAAAUCUAAAAUAUUACAUUUGAAUUUCACCCCACAUUUUGGGUCUGAAACUCAACUAUUUGCCAAGGCACUUGAGGGCAUGCUCUUUUACAUAUGCAAGUCCCUAAAAGUCCACCUCGAAAAAUGGAAAUUUCACUCAAUACUGAAAUCUUCAGAUAUGUGAUAUUCAUCUUCCUGUUUCAUUUGAGUUUUGGGCUGUGAUUCAAGAUUUGAGUAUUCAGGCUGAACAAAAUCUGUUUUCUCAAAUUCAUUUCAAUCCAUGAACUAAGUUCUUAUCCACUCUCUUCUGCUCUUGUAAAGGUAAAGGUAAAGUGUGCCAUCAAGUAGAUUUCAACUCCUGGCGCCCACAGAGCCCUGUGGCUUUCUUUGGGAGAAUAUAGGAGGGGUUUACCAUUGCCUCCUCCCACGCAGUAUGAGAUGAUGUCUUUCAGCAUCUCCCUAUAUCUCUGCUGCCCGAUAUAGUACCAGCAGAGAUUCGAACCGGCAACCUUCUGCUUGUUAGUCAAGCAUUUCCCCGCUACCCCACUUAAGGUAGCCUUCUGCUCUUGUAGCAAACAUUUAUUGAGUCAUAUGUAAGGUGCUAGUAUUCUCAAAGAAGGAUAUUUGGCAGCCAGCCCUUUACCAUCCUCUCUAAGCUACUAUGCCAGCUUGCCAACAGAGGGAGCAGCUGCACUGUGGUCAACACAGCAGGUAGUGGUACUGCAGCUGUUAGUUCAUCAGGAGUCAGGUGACACAAGGGACCAAUGGAGUCCCACCUGGCCCUAUAAAGCCAGACUGUGCCCCAUCUCUUCUUCAGUCUGAGCCACUUGCCUUCAGUUAAAGACCAAGUUGUUAUCAUCAUACUGUCCCCACCUGACCCUGAGCAGGAAAAGUGGGGUUGAAAAGAAAACAGGACAAGGUGAAUUCCUCCAAGAGAGUCUAGAGCAGGAGUGGGCAGUGUGUUGGUAGCCUCAUGGGAAUAGAUCAUUGUGCCUGGAAGGCCAAAGAGUAUGGGUGGGACAAACCAGACAUAUAUUGGGUUGGUUGUGAUCAUUUGGACAUGAUGCAAUUCUGUCCAUGUUUGAAUUAUUCAGAACUGAAAUGUGUUAUCCCAACCACUGCUUAAGAAGCAGCUUUGGCUUCUUGUUAGUUUUUAUCAUCAGUCUUCCCUUCUCACAGUUGCACUACCCCCCUGAGCCAUAAUCUAGAAACAUCUGAAUAAUCUAGCCUAAAGGGGGAUUUAAGCAAGAAUGUUUAAAAGGAAGUCCCUGCUUUUCCCAACAAUGUUGCUUAUUUUUUUAUUCCAUACUAUGGUCAUUCUCAGCAACUUGAAGAAAAUCAUGUGCAGAAGUAUCCUGAAGAUUUUGUUGUAAACUGGUGGAGCACAAAAACACUGUGUAUUAAUUGGUUAUCUUCGGUUUCAGACAACAUUUAUCCAUCUGAGUUUGUCUAGAUCCACAAUAAACCACCAGCGAUGAUUAUUUC
Molecule: messenger RNA, 5667 nt
Organism: Hemicordylus capensis (graceful crag lizard)
Lineage: Eukaryota; Metazoa; Chordata; Lepidosauria; Squamata; Cordylidae
Gene: GYS2
Product: glycogen synthase 2
Exons: 16
Coding region: 13-2127 (704 amino acids)
Biological process (GO): glycogen biosynthetic process
Cellular component (GO): cytoplasm
Molecular function (GO): alpha-1,4-glucan glucosyltransferase (UDP-glucose donor) activity
Source: RefSeq, a predicted model, not a curated record